AUGGAAACCGUUGAGGGAAAGCCUGUGUGCAUGCAAGGCUAUUAUGAGAUCGUGCUAUUUCCUAAAACUGGAAGUGAUUUAGCCUUGAAUCAUGCUAAUGGCCGUGUCCGCAUCCUUUUUGAUUACCACAAUCUGUAUCUGGUUGCUUUUAAGUCACACGGGAUGUGGCACAAAUUCCCGGACCUCGAUCCUAAGAUUGUUCCAGACUAUGCAAGCAAUGAGCGAAAGAAGUAUUACAAGGUGAAGAACAUUCCCUUUGAGUCCAACUAUGGUGUUAGAGCAAGUUGGAAGAGUCAAAAUACCCAACCUACAGAAGAUGCUAUUUAUGUCCUGCGCUGUAUUUUCAGAGGUGCUCAAGUUCCCUCUUAUGAAGUAGGCUGUAUACCUGAUAGUGCUUUGGCUGAUGUUCUUUUUGAGAGAUGUGACAAUGAUGAAGAGUAUAUGCCACCUAUCAAUACACCUGAAGAAGAAGACAAUUAUGUUAGCACCACAUCCAAUGAUGGUGAUAUAACCACCGUGGAGGAUGUCUUCGAUUUGCCAUUGUUUGUGGAGGAGGACAACGAGGAGGCGGCGGCGGAAGCAGCGAAACAGAAGCGACGGGAGCAGAGCUUGAAGCCCCGGCAGCCGAGGCCGACGAGUUAUCGGGACACGCCGGAGAUGAAGGAGAGGUGGGCGAGGAGUAGUGCUCUGGCUUCCCAGUAUUGGGAGCAUGACCCCAAGACAGGGAUCAGCUACUACACGCGUGCCUGCUUCCUAAACCUCACCAUCUUCGACCUUGACAAGGAGACGCAAUAUGGUCCAAUGCGUUUUACAGACGCAAUUAUCCCAGAGGAUCACAUUUUGACUAGCUCGUUAAAUGUAAUAUCUCUGAAAGUAAAAUCAUCAGAUGUUGGCUACCCUAUCAAUCUAUAUGGGACUGUGAUAGUCAGAGAUGGAUUAGAUUUUAACUGCAUCACCAUCUUCCGGCACAAUAGGAACAAUUGCCAAGUUAUCCAGUCAGAGAAUGAAGAUAUAAUUCUCACAGGACCAACUAGAGGAAUUGUUUUUUAUGGUGAAAUAUUUUUUGAGAUAAAUUUGAAGAUUAAGGAGAAUGAAGAGUGCAAUGACAAGGAAUUUAGUAAAGGAUUGCUUGAAAUGAAAGUCUACACUCGUCGGUUUAAGAUUGUGACUGAAACCUUGGAGAGUAGGCUCAGUGAGGUGGAACUUGUAACUGCUUGUGUUAAGGAAGCACUGGAGGGCACUGUUGAGAUCAAGAUUCUGUCAGAUUCUGAAGUUUUUCAUGGGAAAAUUACGGCUUGCACAACAGAUGUUCCGAAUGAUAUUGUACUGUAUGACAGUGAUGUCGGUUCUCCAAACGCAGUUGGUGAUGACAGAGUCGUGCAGCUGCUGCGACGUGUCGUAGCAGUGUCCAGAAAAGAGAUGUUGAUAUUGAAUAUCCAUGCCCAUAAUAUUCAUCAGAAUCAUGUCGUCAGUCGCAGUUUGAAGUUCACCCCAUUCACUAGAGGCUCUAAUGAGGACGAGAUUAGCUGUGGUAUUUACAAGAUGCGGGUGAAAGUUGUUUGGUCAACCUUGUUGAUGGGUUAGAAUUAUACUCUACUGAGAGUCUUUUUACAAGAUGCGGGUGAAAGUUGUUUGUAAAUUAACAACUUUGAGAUGAAUUAGAAUUAUACGCUAUUGGGAAUAUUUUUCACAGAUCUUGUAGCUUAUGCUAAACUCGGUGGUGUAAAUAAUUAAACUUUUAAGCUAGCUGUCAUGCCGAAAUUGAAUGUAAGUGGU
Oryza brachyantha (malo sina) is the source of this 1776-nucleotide messenger RNA. RefSeq lists its product as uncharacterized. Gene Ontology annotation, molecular function: rRNA N-glycosylase activity. Bases 1 to 1584 code for a protein of 527 amino acids. The record is from RefSeq and is a predicted model, not a curated record. Lineage: Eukaryota; Viridiplantae; Streptophyta; Magnoliopsida; Poales; Poaceae. The transcript is spliced from 6 exons. Gene Ontology annotation, biological process: negative regulation of translation.